This is a messenger RNA of Gloeophyllum trabeum ATCC 11539, 3260 nucleotides long. RefSeq lists its product as uncharacterized. Lineage: Eukaryota; Fungi; Basidiomycota; Agaricomycetes; Gloeophyllales; Gloeophyllaceae. The record is from RefSeq and is a predicted model, not a curated record. The transcript is spliced from 5 exons. Gene Ontology annotation, molecular function: lipid binding. Bases 428 to 3040 code for a protein of 870 amino acids.
AGGCGUGGACGUGUUAGUCAAGGACCCCAAGUUCGAUGACUUCCGCCAGCAGGGCUUCGACAACGCCGGGCUGGACCCAUCCAGCGACAAAGCUGGCCCGGCUCUGAAGAAGCCCACUGACCCGGCCAAACAAGACCCGCGUUAUCCCGCGCCUGCCCCAGCGCAGGUGGGCAACAUCUGCCUGCAGCCAUUCCCGCCGCCAGUCGACCCGGUCGACCUCUCGCACGCCAAGAGUAUCCUGCGUACCGGCGCACUUGUCGUAACGGCCCUCUGUGCUGUUGCAUUCUUCUUCACCUGCCUCGGCCACGGCGUCUCCUGGAAGGCCUUUUCCGUGCGGAGUACUCUCCUCGCAAGUACCGCGUUCGUCGCAUGGGUCGGCGCUGAGAACGCGGGGCGCAAGAUUGAGAAGGAGCUCGAGCGGAUCCGGAUGAAGAUGCACAAGGACCGCGGCGAGACGUACUCGCCGCCGACGCCGGAGAGCGUCGAGUGGCUGAACGCGGUGCUCAAGCUCGUGUGGGGGCUCGUCAACCCCGACAUGUUCAUCCCGAUCUGUGACAUGGUUGAGGAUAUCCUGCAAGCGUCCCUACCUAGCUUUGUUGACGCGGUGCGCCUGACGGACGUCGGGCAGGGCACGAAUCCGCUGCGGAUCGUGUCGAUGCGUGCGUUGCCAGACCAGCCGGGGCACCCGGACUAUCCGCGCGAGGAGUGGGUCGGGCUCGACAAGGACACGCAAAGCAAGAUCCGGGCUGAGGAGGCAGAGAAAGGGAAGCAGACGGGCGACCCCGCCAAGGACGAGGUGGACACGGACCAGACGGGCGACUACCUUAACUACGAGGUGUCCAUCUCGUACCAGGCGCUACCCGGACAGUCGCGCCGGCUGCGCUUCCACAACAUCCACCUCUGUCUGGAGUUCUUUCUGAGCGCAUGGGACUGGUUCCGCAUCCCGAUACCGAUCUACGCGAUUGUGGAGGGUUUCGUGGCGACGGCGCGGCUGCGCAUGCAGUUUGUUCAGAACCCACCUUUCGUGAGGAAUUUGACGGUGACGUUGAUGGGCGUGCCAAAGGUAGAGGUUAGCGUUGAGCCGUUUACGAAGAAGCUGCCGAAUGUGCUGGAUUUGCCGUUGAUUAAGCAAUUUGUGGAGAUGGGUAUCGCUGCUGCUUGCGCACAAUUUGUAGCGCCGAAGUCCCUCACGCUCAAUUUGGCCCAGAUGCUUGCUGGUGACGGAAUCAAGAAGGAUACCAAGGCGCUCGGUGUACUUGUCGUCACCAUCCACCACGCGGAGGAUAUUUCUGCGCAAGACUCGAAUGGGUUAUCGGACCCAUACAUUGUCCUGGCUUACGCAAAGUUCGGCAAACCACUCUAUAGUACGCGCAUCAUCCUUGGCGACCUCAACCCCGUCUGGGAAGAGACGGCCUUCCUGCUCGUCACGGACGACGAGGUCAAGGCCGAGGAGAGCGUGUCCGCGACGCUGUGGGACUCAGACAAGCGAACUGCCGACGACUUGGUCGGGCGGGUGAACGUCCCGCUCAUCGAGUUGAUGAAGAACCCGGGCACGAUGCAUUCACGCGUGGACAAGCUGCAGGGCUUCGAAGACGCGAAUGACAUGCCAGGGACGCUGCACUGGGAGGUCGGGUACUUCGACAAGGCGCCGCUGAAUAAGGCGCUCAAGAAGGCGGACCCGCAGCCGAACGUUCCGGACGUCGUGAAGGACAAGAAGCAGGCGCAGGAGACGCCGACGGUGGCUGAUACACAGGAGGAGGCGGAUGCCCUCAGGACCCCGCCGGAUCCCAACAUUCCAAGCGGGAUUCUGAGCGUGAUUAUUCACCAAAUUAAUAACCUCGAGCGGCAGGAUAUCAAGGGGAACACUGGGUCUCGCGAGGGUCAGGGCGGCCAGGAUACGGAGGAAGCGGCGGAGGAGGGAGAGAAUUUGCCGAAUGGGUACUGCGAGAUUAUCGUCAACGACGAUUUGAUCUACAAGACGCGGGUGAAGCAGUACACUAGCAUGCCGUACUUUGAGGCGGGAACGGAGCGGUUCGUCCGGGACUGGAGGGAGACGAUUGUGCGCGUGCAGGUAAGGGACGCGCGGGUGAGGGAAAAGGAUCCGGUGCUGGGGAUCGUGACCGUGAAACUGGCGGAGCUGUUCCAGAAUAGCUCUGAGGUGACGCGGCUGUUCUCGCUCCAGGAGGGGAUCGGGUAUGGGCGCGCGAAUAUCUCGUUCUUGUUCCGCCAGGUGAAGACGCCGCUGCCAAGGGAGAUGCUCGGGUGGGACACGGGCACGGUGGAGAUCCUGGGGAGUAUCUCCAUCGAGUCGAACGAGGAGCUGCGGGAGGGCUUCAAGACGAAGAAGCUCACGAUGUCGACGUCGGAGGAUUCGUACAAAGCGCCGUCGUCGUCUGCGACUGUGACGGACAAUAAUGUGCAUUGGGACCUGCCUGUGGACAAGAUCCGGCUGCCGGUAUAUAACCGGUAUUCGAGCGCGGUGCUGUUUGAGAUCGGGUCUGGCGGUGUUGGGCCCAUUGGGCAGGAUUGCGACUAUGUUGCGGUUGCGUGGUUGAAAGACGUGCCGGAUGAUGAGGAAGUCACCUUGCGUCUCCCGGUUCUGCGAAGCGAUAAACUGGCUCAAGUCAGACAAAACUACAUCAACGAACAAACUGCAAAGACGCACAAGUAUGACAUCGUCGGAUAUCUCACUUGCGCUCUUGUCCUCGACUCGGGAUUGGACCCUGACCAUGAGCCUCUCCAGACGAGCCGCGAGGAGCAGCAUCGGUACGAAGCGUAUGAUCGCGUGGAAGGGCAGGAGAGAAUUGCGGAACGCACCGCGCAAGUGAAAGAGAAUGGGGAAGACGACCGGAAGGUGAAGCAGGGUAUAGAGGAGGAGAGGAAGCACCAGCUUGCGAUGCGCCACCGGGGCGUGAUGCAGUUCAAACCCGCGAGGACGGCGCUGUGGUCGAAGGAAGGUAUCAAGAAGCGAGCAAAGAGUAUCAAGAACACAAUCACCGGGAACAAGGACCGCGAACCCACCGUGGAGACCGAAGCAUAACUGUGUACUAGUUUCAAAGUUAUUAUGUAAAAUAGAUACGAACGUUGGACAUUGUUGUAUGAUAGGGUCGUUCUUGUUUGUCUUCACCUUACGCAUUAUCUCGGACCAGCCACUCGUACACGUUGUUGGUGUGAGUCGAGAAGUGGUUUAAACUGUAUCUCCAACCCUUACACCCUAGUACUAGACUUGUAACGCCGCACAACGAAGAAAGCCCUUCAGG